GGCGAGCAGCUCCAUCAGCAGAGUUUUCUGUGGACCGGACCCAUCACCUGAUGUCCUUCCUCACCAUGCUUGGGCCCAGCCCAGACUGGAAUGUGGGGCUGUCAGGAGAGGACCUUUGCACCAAGGAGUGUGGCUGGGUCCAAAGGCUGGACACAGACCUCAUUCCCUGGGAUGCAGGCACUGACAGUGGUGUCACAUAUGAGUCACCCAACAAGCCUACCAUUCCUCAAGAGAAGAUCCGACCCUUGACCAGUUUGACAAACCCCAGAGCCCAUUCUAUGACCCAGAGGUGGGGCCAUUACCCCUGUAGCCAAGCUGGUGUGGAAAGCAUCGCUAGAAG
Etheostoma spectabile (orangethroat darter) is the source of this 340-nucleotide messenger RNA. RefSeq names its product spondin-1-like. The transcript has 2 exons. The annotation marks the transcript as partial. Gene Ontology annotation, biological process: cell adhesion. NCBI's taxonomy places the organism in Eukaryota, Metazoa, Chordata, Actinopteri, Perciformes, Percidae. The record is from RefSeq and is a predicted model, not a curated record. Gene Ontology annotation, cellular component: extracellular matrix.